Messenger RNA from Erinaceus europaeus (western European hedgehog), 594 nucleotides. RefSeq names its product thioredoxin domain containing 17 (gene TXNDC17). The record is from RefSeq and is a predicted model, not a curated record. The transcript has 4 exons. Gene Ontology annotation, cellular component: cytosol. Lineage: Eukaryota; Metazoa; Chordata; Mammalia; Eulipotyphla; Erinaceidae. Bases 83 to 457 code for a protein of 124 amino acids. Gene Ontology annotation, molecular function: protein-disulfide reductase [NAD(P)H] activity.
GCCACAUCCCGCUCCACGUGGGCUCCGCCCCCGGCGGCGGGAAGAAGCGCUCCUCCCUCUGCAGCCCGAACGUUUUUUCCGAAUGGCCUCCUUCGAAGAGGUGUGUGUGUCCGGCUUUGAGGAGUUUAUGAAAGCUGUGGAGCAGCACAAAGACAAGACCAUUUUCGCUUACUUCACCGGCUCUAAGGACUCCAAUGGAGAAAGCUGGUGCCCCGACUGCGUGCAGGCUGAACCGGCCCUACGAGAGGGACUGAAGCAUAUUAAGGAAGGAUGUGUGUUUAUCUACUGCCAAGUAGGAGAAAAACCUUAUUGGAAGGAUCCAAAUAAUGACUUCAGAAAAAACCUGAAAGUAACUGCAGUACCUACACUACUUAAAUAUGGAACACCUCAAAAACUGGUAGAAUCUGAAUGCCUUCAGGCAGACCUCUUGGAAAUGUUGUUCUCUGAAGAAAAUUAAUACGGGUUGUGUCUUGAUUUCCUCUAGUAUAAAAUAAACUGAAUAACUGCUUUUAAUUCAUGUUAACGAUGAUGUUUAAAAAAUUAUGUAUGAUAAAACAAUAGUGUGUCAUUAAAAGGAUCAUGAAAACUUCAUAA